AAAGCGCCCCACAGCAGGCGAGCUAGCGGGUCAUGUGAUCGCAGCCAGGCGUCCCGGGCACGAGCCGACGGUUUCCACGAGAGACGCGACUUUCUGUGACGACUGGCUGCUUGGAAGACCACCCUCAGCACUCAGCCAACAUGGGACUUGCCAGACUCUGUGUACUUUUGGUCCUUUUUAUGACGAGGGGAAGCUAUCAGACAAACAGCACAGGUGACUCCGCAGACCGGGGCAUCCCUGCCUCUUUGCCCUUACUGGGUCCCUACGGCACCGGCUCCCCCUGGCUGGGGGGCUUCCCCGAUGCCCCCCGCAGGCUGGAGGACUCCAACGGCUCGGUGCGGACCUCACCGGGCCCCCCCCCUCCGUGCACCGCACCGACAUCAAUCAGCCACUGCUUCAAGUACAUCAACACCAUGUUCUCCUGCUUGGUGUUCGUGGUGGGCAUCGUGGGCAAUACCACCUUGCUGAGGAUUAUCUACCAGAACAAGUGCAUGAGGAACGGACCCAAUGCCCUGAUCGCAAACCUGGCUCUGGGGGAUCUCAUCUACAUCUCCAUCAACAUCCCCAUCAACGUGUACAAGCUCCUGGCGAUGAGGUGGCCCUUCAGCGAGCAGCCGUUCGGCCUCUUCCUCUGCAAGCUGGUCCCCUUCCUGCAGAAGGCGUCUGUGGGCAUCACCGUGCUCAACCUCUGCGCCCUCAGCGUUGACAGGUUCAGGGCAGUAGUCUCCUGGAGCCGGGUCCAGGGGGUGGGGAUCCCCCUGGUGACAGCCAUCGAAAUCGUCUCCAUUUGGAUCCUGUCCAUCGUCCUGGCCGUCCCCGAAGCCGUCGUCUUCGACAUGGUCAGCUUCAGCUACAAAAACGUCACCAUGAGGACCUGCAUGCUCAAGCCGCAGACCCCCUUCAUGAUGUUCUACACCAACGUCAAGGACUGGUGGCUGUUUGGCUUUUACUUCUGCAUGCCGCUGGCCUGCACCGCCGCCUUCUACUCGCUCAUGACCUGCGAGAUGCUGCAUCGCCGUAACGGGGACCUCCGGAUCGCCCUCACUGAGCAUCUGAAGCAGAGGAAAGAAGUGGCUAAAGCUGUCUUCUGUCUGGUGCUCAUCUUUGCGCUCUGCUGGUUCCCUCUGCAUCUCAGUCGGAUACUCAAAAAGAUGGUGUACACGCAGAAUGACAGAGGAAGAUGCGACCUCCUCAAGUUCCUGCUGGUGCUUGACUAUUUGAGUAAAAAUCUGGCAACUAUCAACUCCUGCAUAAACCCCAUCAUCCUGUAUUUUGUGAGCAAGAAAUUCAAGAACUGCUUCAAGUCCUGCCUCUGCUGCUGCUGCCACCCAGGCUCACUGAUGAACAGCAUGAUGCCCCUGAACGGCACCAGUGUGCAGUACAAGAUGCCGGAGAUCCACCAUGCCGACCACAGCCUGCGUAAAGACAGUGACAUCUGAGGUCACGCCCCCCCCCUCCACCAGCCAAUCACGGACCUCCGUCUUUCCCGUCAGUGUGCCGUGUGCAAAUAGGAUGUUGGAAGUCCACCAUGCCGACCACAGCCUGCGUAAAGACAGUAACAUCUGAGGCCACGCCCCCUCCCCCUCCACCAGCCAAUCUCGGACCUCCGUCUUUCCCAUCAGUGUACCGUGUGCAAAUAGGAUGUUGGAGAUCCACCACGCCGACCACAGCCUGCGUAAAGACAGUGACAUCUGAGGCCACGCCCCCCUCUCCACCAGCCAAUCACGGACCUCUGUCUUUCCCGUCAGUGUGCCGUGUGCAAAGAGUAAGCCAUGGAUUCAUCACAGCCAUACUUAAGCAGUAUGGGGUCAGCGCAUAUCAUACUGCAGGAUUCCAUUGCAUUUCAGUGUGGCACAGCCGCAUGGAAGACGGCAGCAUCAGCAUGCCUCACACACCUCUGGACCGAGUAAACUCGGCACUAAGGCACUGGCAGAUUGACUCCCCUGGAGGACAUGGGUGCUGUUACCCUGCCAGGAGGCCUGCACAGGAGGCCUGCCAGGAGGCCUGCACAGGAGGCCUGCCAGGAGGCCUGCACAGGACGUGGCUAAGUGCCAGGCCCGAAGGAUUUCGAUCCGGAAGCUUCUAAUCACUUUACCGGUACCCCUGGUUGCUGUGGUCAUGAUAGCAGCACCGCCAAACAUGCCAACUCUCUGCACUUCUCACCGGACAUCAGCCAGGGUCAGAGGUCACUAAGUAGAUGAUUGUGAGAAAAUGGGAAAAAGGCAUUUUUUUAAAUGUAUGCAAAUGCAAGGUACGUUCAUGCACAAAAAGCCUCAGUUAUUACAUAGUGUGUGAUGGGGACUGCUCCCUGAGUUCAGGGUCAGCGUGUGUAACACAAUACUAGUGAGUUAAGCUGCAGUAUUAUCUUAGUUAUACAAUGUUAAAUGCUGAUAUUUGGUGAAAUUCAUGCACCCAUGAGUGUAAUCCAGGAAUGCCAAAAAACCCCCCGAAAAUGUCAUGUGAGUGGCUGCAGGUGAAAAUCAUUUAAUUGAUACAGAAAAUAUUUCCUGUUACCUUGCAAUUGCCUUCCAGCCGAGAGACUUCUGCUUUUGCUGCAGGUCCGGGAGGUUUGAACCAGGCAGUACAUAACUAACUGGUUAAUCCGUUACGUAACACUUCACCACUGUAUUAUUUGUACUGUCUCAAGUUGCUAGAAAAAUGAAGAAGACUCAAAAUAAUUUUUGGUGAACUUUACGUCCGUGUAGGAUUGUCAAUCUAAACGUCACUUCCCUUUAAAAGAUCACAUUUAUCCCAUAAAAACCACAAACACAAAAUCAGUGGAUUUGUAAACUAAAAAUAUCAAUUACUGUAUAAUAGUUCAGGAGCGCAUGUAGGCCUAUUAUAAUUUGGAAUAGUAAAAGGAGAUGUACGUUUUGAAUAUGCCAUUAUAUAUAUAUUUUUCCUGUUGUCACUAUUUAAACUUUUUUAUUCUUGUUAUUUACAGAUACUUUAAGUAUCACCAGUGAGAUUGCAUCCCUUCGUUCUUACACGCAGCUGUAUUGCAUUGAGGAAUGCGUUAUUACUGCAAAUAAUACCUGCUUUAUGCGACGAUGUGAUCAGUGCGCGUAUGUAUAUUCGCUAAUAUCAAUGUUUAUCCCGUAACGUCAACAUUCACCCGUACGUGACGCUUCCGCAGCUUUACUGUGUUUUACAGCGUUUCCCGGCCGGAUCGUAGGCGCUGCCUCGCUCAUGCUUUCGCCCAUUUCCGUCACUUUGUACUUUUAUAUUUGCUGAGCUGAGAGCUGCCUUUACUCAAGCUAUAUUGAACUUCGAUCAUUUCAGGUCGCAGUAAUGUUUCUGUAUUCUGUAUGAGUGAAGUGGUUUAUUAAUAUUUUUACCCUGACUGUGCAUAUAAUUGCUGCCUUAAUACACAAUGUCCAACGUUUCAUUCCGUGUGUAAACUGUAUCUUUGAUAAAAAAAAAAAGUAUAAUAAACAAACAAGUUUCUGUGUA
Molecule: messenger RNA, 3453 nt
Organism: Paramormyrops kingsleyae
Lineage: Eukaryota; Metazoa; Chordata; Actinopteri; Osteoglossiformes; Mormyridae
Source: RefSeq, a predicted model, not a curated record